Messenger RNA from Eurypyga helias (sunbittern), 678 nucleotides. It is a transcript of the gene FAM151B, whose product is annotated as family with sequence similarity 151, member B. The transcript has 4 exons. Bases 19 to 678 code for a protein of 219 amino acids. The record is from RefSeq and is a predicted model, not a curated record. NCBI's taxonomy places the organism in Eukaryota, Metazoa, Chordata, Aves, Eurypygiformes, Eurypygidae.
UCAACAGGUGAUGUUCACAUGAUAGAAGCGGAUGUUCUUCUUCGUGGUGGCAAGGGAGGGAAUGGAGACCCUAUCAUGGCUCAUCCGCCUGAGACAGACAGUGACAACACGUUGCAGGAAUGGCUAAAAGAGAUUGUCAACACAAAUAAAGGCAUCAAACUGGAUUUUAAGAGCCUAGAAGCCGUCCAGCCAUCCUUGGAGCUUCUUGAGCAAGUGAAGCAGCAUCUGAGGAGACCCGUUUGGAUCAACGCAGAUGUCCUACUGGGACCGAAUGGAAACAGUGCUGCAGUGGAUGCAAAAGGGUUCCUUGACACCGUCACUUCGUUCUUCCCAAAUGUGACCUUAUCGCUGGGAUGGACAACUGGCUGGCGCCCUGACAGACACAAUAAAGGCUAUGAUUGGAUGAUGGUGGAAGAAAUGGCUCAGAUAUGCAGUACACUUUCCCAGCCUGUAUCUUUCCCUGUGAGAGCAGCAUUAGUACGACAGUCAAUACCAGAGCUGUGUUGGCUAAUGCAACAGUCAGACAGCUACAGCCUCACUGUUUGGACAGGAAAGGAAGAUGUCUAUUCUGUGGAAGAUUUGCUUUACAUCCGAGAAAACUUUGACAAAAGUAGGGUUUAUUACGACAUCUUAGAGCCACAAAAGUCUGAAUUCAAAAAAGCUAUAGGACUAGAAUAG